AUGGGUGUAGCCGAGUGGUGUGUUUUUGUCGUCCUCUGUAGUAUACUACAACAAGGUUUAGCAAUAACCUGCUACCAAUGCAACAGUCACAAUGACUCGCGUUGUUUAAUGGACAAAUUGCCGGAUUCAUUGAGACUCCCCUGCGGCCCCAAGGACACAAUGUGCCGGAAGAUAUCCCAGGUUGUCGAGUUCGAGAUGAACGGGAUGCCCCCAGACAGCCGUGUGAUCAGGGGGUGCGGUUGGGAUGACAGUAGUUAUAAGGGUCGUUGCUACCAGCGCUCCGGUUUCGGUGGUAGACAAGAAGUGUGCUCCUGCCUCGAAGACGGAUGCAACUCCGCCUCCGUACCAGUCGGUGCCACCGCUCUGAUGCUCAUCACAUUAGCUGUAUUACGAUUUUAG
Molecule: messenger RNA, 399 nt
Organism: Pieris macdunnoughi
Lineage: Eukaryota; Metazoa; Arthropoda; Insecta; Lepidoptera; Pieridae
Source: the annotation of a GenBank genome assembly